Molecule: messenger RNA, 1394 nt
Organism: Lycium ferocissimum
Lineage: Eukaryota; Viridiplantae; Streptophyta; Magnoliopsida; Solanales; Solanaceae
Product: S-adenosylmethionine carrier 1, chloroplastic/mitochondrial
Exons: 13
Coding region: 149-1117 (322 amino acids)
Biological process (GO): transmembrane transport
Cellular component (GO): mitochondrial inner membrane
Molecular function (GO): S-adenosyl-L-methionine transmembrane transporter activity
Source: RefSeq, a predicted model, not a curated record
AAGCUAUAUUGACACUUAGAUAUUGUACUCAGUAGCUGAAAUAGUUGUACGUUGGUGAACUGUGACAUGUAAUAAAUAGUAGCUUAACAGAUAGCAACGGCUUUUCAAGAAGCAGAAGCUAUCACUUGCCAAGAACUGAAGGUUAAAAAUGGGGCCUUUAGCAUUAGCUUUGGAUACAAAGAAUUCUUUUGCAGUCUCAGAUGCAUCUGGUAGAAAAAUGGAUAACCUUCAGAUGGUACCCAAAAAGUUCUUCGCAUCAAUCAACAAUGGAGAAGAGAAACCAUUUGAUUUCCUAAGAAUGCUAUUUGAGGGUGUCAUAGCAGGAGGGACCGCCGGCGUUGUUGUUGAAACAGCUUUAUAUCCCAUUGAUACAAUAAAGACACGACUGCAGGCAACUCGUGGUGGAGGACAAAUAGCCUUGAAAGGGUUGUAUUCCGGGCUUGCUGGAAAUCUUGCUGGAGUUCUACCGGCUUCUGCUAUUUUUGUUGGUGUAUAUGAACCGGCAAAGCAGAAGUUAUUGAAGAUGCUUCCUGAAAAUCUUAGUGCUGUGGCCCAUCUUACUGCUGGUGCUUUAGGAGGCAUUGCUGCUUCUUUCGUUCGUGUUCCAACAGAGGUGAUUAAGCAGCGAAUGCAAACUAUGCAAUUUGCUUCGGCUCCUGAUGCUGUUCGGCUAAUUGUUUCAAAAGAAGGUUUUAAAGGUCUUUAUGCGGGAUAUGGGUCAUUUAUACUUCGAGAUUUGCCAUUUGACGCCAUCCAGUUCUGUAUCUAUGAGCAGAUGCGGAUAGGUUAUAAGCUGGCAGCAAAAAGGGAAUUGAAUGAUCCAGAGAAUGCAGUUAUCGGUGCUUUUGCUGGUGCUCUAACUGGAGCUAUAACUACCCCUCUUGAUGUCAUUAAGACAAGAUUAAUGACUCAGGGUUCUGCCAACCAAUACAAAGGCAUCGUUGAUUGUGUGAAGACUAUUGUUGCAGAAGAAGGGCCUCCAGCACUUUUAAAGGGCAUCGGGCCAAGAGUGCUUUGGAUAGGCAUUGGAGGAUCAAUAUUCUUUGGUGUUCUUGAGAGAACAAAGCGAUACCUUGCACAAAAUCGUCCUGAUAAUGAAACCUCAAAGAAGGAUUAGUUUCUAUGCUUUUUUGCAACUAGCUGCAUAGAAUGAAUAUAUUGAAUUUAGUAGUCAGUAUUGCCGCCAUUUGCAGAAAGUUGACUAUGACAGAAAGUAAGUAUCCAUAGAGGUAAAUAGAUAUGCUGUCCUUGGGAUUAACAGCUUUUGCUUUCUUCUCUUAGAAAGUCUGUGCCCAAAGGGAUUUUGAAAUGGAAGAGUUACAUUAUUUCUUGAAGUCAUAGUGUGUUUACUCUCAUGCAUAUCAAUGAAACAAGCCAAUUAUUCUUUUCUCUUA